Molecule: messenger RNA, 1104 nt
Organism: Charadrius vociferus (killdeer)
Lineage: Eukaryota; Metazoa; Chordata; Aves; Charadriiformes; Charadriidae
Gene: MED6
Product: mediator complex subunit 6
Exons: 7
Coding region: 134-721 (195 amino acids)
Biological process (GO): regulation of transcription by RNA polymerase II
Cellular component (GO): core mediator complex; mediator complex
Molecular function (GO): transcription coactivator activity
Source: RefSeq, a predicted model, not a curated record
AGAUAAUCUCUUGGGAAUUUCCUGGGUUGACAGCUCCUGGAUUCCAAUAUUAAACAAUGGGAGUGUGUUGGACUAUUUCUCAGAGCGAAGUAACCCAUUCUAUGACCGAACAUGUAACAAUGAAGUUGUCAAAAUGCAGCGGAUGACCUUGGACCAUUUGAACCAGAUGGUUGGAGUGGAGUACAUCCUUCUUCACGCUCAGGAGCCCAUUCUCUUCAUUAUCCGAAAGCAGCAAAGGCAAUCUCCAACACAAGUUAUUCCAUUGGCUGACUACUAUAUUAUUGCUGGAGUGAUUUAUCAGGCACCUGACUUAGGAUCUGUCAUUAACUCCAGAGUUCUUACUGCAGUGCAUGGAAUUCAGUCUGCUUUUGAAGAAGCUAUGUCCUACUGUCGCUAUCACCCAUCCAAGGGCUACUGGUGGCAUUUCAAAGAUCAAGAAGAACGGGAGAAAGCUAAACCAAAAGCCAAGAAGAAAGAAGAACCAAGUUCUAUUUUCCAAAGGCAACGGGUAGAUGCUUUGCUUUUAGACCUAAGACAAAAGUUUCCACCCAGAUUUGUUCAGCAAAAGCCUGGAGAAAAGCCUAUCCCAGUGGAUCAAAUCAAGAAGGAACCAGAACCAGUCCCUGAAGCUGUCAAGCCAGAGGAAAAAGAGACUGCAAAGAAUGCUCAGCAGAGUGCUGGUGCUAAAGGACCACCUGAAAAACGGAUGAGACUCCAGUGAAGGGAGAAGUUGUUACACAUCUGGAUUAGUCAGUAUGUGGAAAACAGGAGAUUCUCGCUCCCCUUUUUUAUAUUUAAGUUCUUCAACUGAGACUGACAAUUCAGGGACUGAAGUCCCUGUAACAGCUUUUUCUGUAGAAACCUGUCAUGCAGAUGUUAAUGUCAGGAUGCGAGCUGCCUCAAAAAUGGUGUUUUCAGUCUUCAUCUUAUUUUGAAUGUUGGCUUCUGGGAAUGGUUUUUACAUGGACAUAUUUUGCAGCCUCCUGAAAUCUUUACAAACUCUUGCAUCCCUUGUGUCUUGUUUUCCUAUGUAAAAAGAAAAACUUUUGUAUAUAAAAAAAAAAACCCUGAAUUCUUGGUAAAUAAAAUUCCUGGCUGCUGGAA